Salarias fasciatus (jewelled blenny) is the source of this 1712-nucleotide messenger RNA. It is a transcript of the gene cd74a, whose product is annotated as CD74 molecule, major histocompatibility complex, class II invariant chain a. The transcript has 9 exons. The record is from RefSeq and is a predicted model, not a curated record. Bases 87 to 893 code for a protein of 268 amino acids. Gene Ontology annotation, cellular component: membrane. Gene Ontology annotation, molecular function: MHC class II protein binding; macrophage migration inhibitory factor binding. Lineage: Eukaryota; Metazoa; Chordata; Actinopteri; Blenniiformes; Blenniidae. Gene Ontology annotation, biological process: antigen processing and presentation; protein trimerization; intracellular protein transport.
CGCUCCUUCCUCAUUCUUACUCGGGUUUGAGGCUGAGUGUCUGGUGGAGCUUUCCUUGAGCGUGCUGCUGGAAGAAAAGCUGUGAAAUGGCCCACUCUCAGGAGGACGAUGCCCUGGCCCGUGAGCACCUGACAGGCAGUGAGGAACAGCUCACUGCCCCCGCUGCAGUUCCAAGAGGGGGCUCCAACAGCAGAGCGCUGAAGAUUGCCGGUCUGACGACCUUGGUGUGUCUGCUCGUGUCCAGCCAGCUCUUCACCGCCUACAUUGUGUUCGAUCAAAGGCAGCAGGUUCAGAGUCUCCAGAAGAGUUCUGACAGACUGAGCAGAGGUUUGGCCCGCACCUCUCAAGUGAAAACUCCAAUGAAGCUCCAGAUGCCAAUGAACAGCCUGCUGAUGGACUUCGCUCCCGAUCAGGACGCCGCCCCUUCCAAACCACCUCAGCCUAAGGACACUGCCACCGUGAGUGAGGAGAAGCAGCUGAUGGACGCCAUGCUGAACCUGAACAUGUUCAACGAGACUCUCCUGGCCAACAUGCAGUGUCUGAAGGAGCAGAUGAAUGAAACUGACUGGAAGCGCUUGGAGGCCUUGAUUCGUCAGUUGCUGAACUUCCAAAAAGCCCAUCAGAAGUCCGUGCCUCCUUCGUCUAAACCAGACUUCCCUGUGAUCAAGACCAAAUGUCAGAUUGAGGCAACAACCGGAGUCGGCAAGUUCGGCUCCUUCAAGCCCCAGUGUGACGAGCAGGGUCACUACCACCCCAUGCAGUGCUGGCACGCCACCGGCUACUGCUGGUGCGUGGACGAGACCGGAGCCGCCAUCAAGGACACCAUGUCCCGCCAAAGACCUGAAUGCAAAGGUCUUCGCCGUGCUGCCACAUCUGACAUCAUUAUCGAUUAAAGGAAUCGGAUGACAUCAUGUUUGAAGCAAGAUGUGGAUUUUCACCUUACAGGCUUUGCAAACAUGAGAAAUUGGGCAUUUUAACAUUGACGCUUAGCUGCAUUUAAAUCCUGAAUCCUUGAUUUUUGUCAUUUAGCAUGUAGUUUGAAAAAUAAAUCGGCAAUAGCCUGUUACAGAUAAGUGCAUAUACUCUUAAUUAGCCUAAUUCAGCAUGCAUUAAUCCAACCUGCAGUGCCUUCUCUUAACUAACUCUACCUAACGCUUAACCAUGUCAGAGUUUCCCGUGGUUGUUUGUAAGGUUUGUUUAAAGGACCAGUUCAGCUGAGCUGCAUUUACAGUUUUACUAUCCAGACUUUAAGUAAAGGCCCUGAAAUGUCUUUUUUGUCAUCAACAUUUGUUUAAGAUCAACUAACAUUACAGGCGGAAGUGGCAGGUAGAAAGUUGACCCGAAUGAUUUUAUUCAGAGACACGAUAGGCUUGAACGGUCAUGUUGGAUGCAUAUCAACUAACUUUUAUGUCAUUGAAUUGAGAGGAAAUCAGUAUUGAUUGGAAGAGGCUCUUCAGGACUGUGGACUCUUCAUGCUGGAGGGAAGCUCUGUCUCCCGAGAGGCGCGCUGCUCUCGUUUGAUUCAAUCUUUAUUAUGUGAUCACCACAAAUAAAAACCAGGGUUAAUGAUUUGAGAAUUGUAAGAAUGAGAAGAUACCAUGAAGGAUUGGUGGGUUCGGGAAAGUUUUUUUUUUUUUUUUGUAAACCUAUCUUUAGAUGGAAAUGUAGGGGCUCUGUUUUUAACAUCUGAAUAAAGUUUUUCCGGCACUGCA